Clupea harengus (Atlantic herring) is the source of this 3581-nucleotide messenger RNA. It is a transcript of the gene ccsapb, whose product is annotated as centriole, cilia and spindle associated protein b. Gene Ontology annotation, molecular function: microtubule binding. NCBI's taxonomy places the organism in Eukaryota, Metazoa, Chordata, Actinopteri, Clupeiformes, Clupeidae. Gene Ontology annotation, biological process: regulation of mitotic spindle assembly. Gene Ontology annotation, cellular component: spindle; ciliary basal body; ciliary transition zone. The record is from RefSeq and is a predicted model, not a curated record.
UCAUAUCUGAUUGCAUACUUAAUUGUCAUUUGCCCAAUUUACGGAAGGCUAGAUGCUAAAGAAAGCGGUUGUCAUACCCUACUGACAGCGUCUGGUUAUACGCCCGCAAGGUGAUUCAGCUCUCCACUGUAAAGCGGAUAAUAAGUCUGUCAUCUUGUUUCUAAUUUUGGUGUCUCUAUUUCUCCGUCCGCGCCGAUGGUAGUGCUGUUACAAUGCGUACUGAUUUUUCUUUUAUCGUAGUGUUCAGUGGAUUGCGUGGGUGGCUUUCUGAAAUAAAAUGUUGAAUGCACAAACAAAAACUGUGAAUCCAGAUAAGCAUGUCGGGCUAAACGCAGGUAAUUCGAGUAAAUAAAAUAGAAUUGUUUAAAGAGGCAUACACAAACAUAAUGAUCAAAACGUUAGCCUAAUGUUUCUAUGAAUAGCAGGAAUGUUUGGUAUUUAUGUAAAUAACGUAUCGUAAAAGAUUCACAGUACACGACUCCAUCUCUAAAGUAGGCGGAUAGCUUUGCUGCCAGGGAGGGCUGGAAAAGUGCGUAGCUUACCCCAUAGACAUAUAUAGGGCUUACCCCAGCUGCUCAGCGAUUGGUUUGCUUUUGUAAGACACCCGGACUUCCGUCAUAUGUUUUGGUUUAAAUGUCUGGCGGCGGAAGAAACAAGACUGCGUAGUAGGCUACUCCCACAGUAAAACAUGGUGAAAAAUGUGCGAAUUGAGAUGAAGGCGAUCGAGCGUGUCAAGUCAUGAAAUAUUGAGCAACUGAAAUCAAUCACAAGGGGUUGUGUGUGUGUGCUGGAUAUUACCGAAACAACAUGGUGACCAAGAGGAUCAGAUCGGAAUACAUGAAGAAAUUUAAAGAUCCUAAAUGGGAAUCUUAUUCCAGGUGUUAUGAAGAAUUGUUGAAAUAUAGACGGACUCGCAGGCUUUUGGAACAAAGUCACAAUCCAUGGUUUUGGGGAGAUUGGGCAAGUGAUGCGAGUGACUCGGGCAGGUCAACUCCACAACGAAACAAUAAGGUCGAACCAUUGCAGCUGGAAGACAGAACGCCACCCAGAUGCGAGAAAGUUCCCGAACAACCGGUGAUUCCACCCGAUCACGCGUCAGAGCCCAAGGCUGAGGAAAGACAAGGGGAGGGGGCGGCUCUAUGCGCAUCUCCUGACAGAGACGGCUCAAUUUCACUGGUAGAACCAGAAGUUAAGGGGAAGGGGGAGGAGGAGAAGAGCAGAAGGGGAUCCUCAGCCGUCCCUGCUGAAGUACUGGUCCCUGUCAAACCUAAAUCUCGUCAACAUGCUUCCCACAAGCCCACACGAUCCAAGAGCCAACCACGCAAAUGCCAAGACGCUAAGGACACCAAAGACGACAAGGACACCAAAGACGAGAAGGAGAAUAAACACCCUUUUGCUCUGUAUGGAGGGGGUGAGAGGCAAGCUGACAUGGCCUCAAAAAAGACCCACAACGUCUGUCCUGCUGCAUCCACCAAGGAGAUCCAUGAGUCUGCCUUGCGUGCCAAAACCCGGCGGGAGGUGGAGAAACAGGUGAAGAAAGGGGACAAUCGCAGAGCGAGUUCAGUUGACCUGGAGAAAAUGGCCAAAAGCAAAGUUGUCCCUGACUUUGACCCCUGGAUUACGGAGUACAUGCGCAGUUUUUCUGCCAGGUCUCGGUGAGGGUGGCGGACCUGAGUCUAUUCUCAGCCUAAAACGACGUGUUGAAUGACUGAUGCAGAUCCUGUCCCCAAUAUGUUAUCAAUAGACCAGCUUUGAUGUGUUGUUGUUUGAUAGAAUUGGAGUUUUUGAAGGCUUUUCUUUGUGGGUGUUUUAAACGAAUUCAUACUUUGCACUUUUAUUGUUUCAUUUAAACUCCUUUGCAUUCCUGUAAUUUCCAUUAACAUUCCUUAACAUUAGGAGACCUCAGAAAACGUAACGAUACAAAAUUAACAUUUCUACUUAUUACAGUAUACUUUUUAUACUAUUUCGUUGUUUUAAAAUGUGUCUGCAACUAUUCCAAUGAAUUCCAUUUGGAUUUGAAGUAGUGCAACCAGAUUAUGCUUGGUUUAGCUGGUUGAUCACUUCACAACGACCCCAGUAAGGAGAUGGGCCUAUGACUAUACUCAGUUUGGAGUUGAUUCACACAGCUGACCUGUGUCAGCUGACGCUAUCUCUCAUGACCCCUUUACCAGCAGCCAUGGUGGUAUAAUCGUGUUUAAAAUGAAAGUGCAUCCUCUUGCUCAUCAUCACUACUGUGGUUGAUGGCCCAAAAAAAAACAAGACAGACCAGCUCUACUUCAUUUUUCAUCUCCAGUGAAAAAUCCCAGUAGAAACUAAGCUGUGGGAUGAUACUGUGAGGCUGUUGCCAAGUUACUUUCAUGUUCACUGCAGUAUUUCUAAAGGCUUUUCUAAAUAGAAAAAUCUCCACCUUUGUUCUUGAGUAGACCUAUAUAGUCAUAUAUUUUUGAGGUGGAAUGUAGACUGAGAAAUUAAGUGUACUACCACUCAUGUUUGCUAUCAUUCUUGGAGCUGUUAGCCACAAACUGAAAUAUAAAUGUGUUACGAUCGUUACUUAUAUCUAACGUUGUGUUAUCAAAGUACUGUAUCUGGCUCAGGAUUUGUUUGCAAAUUUGUGGCAAUAUGGGUGUUAACUUCUGUAUUGAAGCUUAGGUAGUUCUCAUAGCCCUCAGUGGUUGUAAGGGUUUCAAAUGUUUUACAGUGUGCUGCAAAUGUUUUUUAAACAAAAAUGAUACAGAGUACAAUUUCUAUUAAGUGUUCCCUUUGACAAAAGUUCUAUUCUUGGCAACAUUGAUCAAAUUUGGCUCUGACUCUUUGGCGAGGGAUUCCAAAGUGUUGAGUGUUAUUAUGUACCAAAACCUUCUUAAAAGUACGGUGUUCAUUUUUUUAAUCAAAUUCAGAUCAUCCAGAUUACUUAGACCAUUUGCAAAUUUGAGACACAGAGCCUUCUUGGGUUGAACAAAACCAUAUAAUCAGGAGGAUUAAAAACCCCCAGGUGAAUUAAUAAUCCUUUGCGCUUUUUGAGUUUCUCAAGGGAGAAUGUCAGAAAACAACCCACUACCCACUAAACGACCCACUAAGAGUUUUCACCACCUUUUGUGUUAGACAUUUAGUUUGCAUUAUUUCUUUUAUUUUAAACUGUAUUUUUCUCUGUGCACAAAUGUAUAUGUCACGUGAUUGGCUUGUAGGUAUAUUUAAAAUUCUAACAAUUGGUUAAUCUUAAGCAGCUUGCAUAAGGGUGUAUUUAUUGUUCAGUGCAAUAUGAAGGUGGGUUCAGAGGUCUUUAAAACAAUUCUGUCCACAAUACCUUUUUAUGUGUAUAAUGUUUUUUUUUUUUUUUGACCCUAUGUGUGUUCUUGUAUCGCAAGUAUUGUAAUACUGUGAACAUUUACAGCAGCUGGCUGUAACCCAAACAAUAAGCUGUCUGAUGGCUUAUGGAAGCCAUUAUGAAGGUUGUUUAUAUGACAUCUAAGUGCUUGGAGCCUAGCCUAGAUGGUCCAUGGAGACGGCUAAGCAGUGCAAACCAAGCUCACCUGAAUUCAUCAGGGGAAAAAACUUUGUGUGAAUAAAAUGUAAACAUUUUA